This is a messenger RNA of Episyrphus balteatus (marmalade hoverfly), 786 nucleotides long. RefSeq names its product caspase-1-like. The record is from RefSeq and is a predicted model, not a curated record. Lineage: Eukaryota; Metazoa; Arthropoda; Insecta; Diptera; Syrphidae. The transcript is spliced from 3 exons. Bases 53 to 736 code for a protein of 227 amino acids. Gene Ontology annotation, molecular function: cysteine-type endopeptidase activity. Gene Ontology annotation, biological process: proteolysis.
GUGUUGAAAUCAAAACAAACUCUUCGAAAUAAUAAAGUGAAUUAAAAAUAAAAUGGCAAAUUCGGGGCGCGGUUAUUUGAUAAUUUUUAAUAUGCAAGACGGUCGAGAAGGAUCCAAUGUGGAUGCGGACAAUUUAACAAGGGUUUUUACAUUAAUGGGAGCAGAAGUUCAUGCUCGCAUAGAUGAUCCUUCUGAAAAUGAUAUUAGAAAAGUAAUGGGACAGAUUAAAAAAAUGGAUUUUUCUGACUACUCAUAUGUGGCAGUUGCUUACUUAUCUCAUGGAUCUGAAGACGAUCUUGUUAAAACAGAUCUUGAAAUUAUUAAAGCACAAAAGUCAAUAUUAAUUCCACUUUGCAAUAUUCCAUCCCUGGAUGGAAAACUCAAAUGGUUAAUUAUGCAAACCUGUAGAGGGUCAUAUGAUUUUUUGAAACAAAAAGCUGAAGGAGCAGUUCAAUUAAUAAAAUAUCCUAAUUAUUAUGCGAAAUUUUUUGCUACAUCUGAAGGCAUGCACGCUUAUCGCACAGAAUAUGGAUCUUAUUUUAUACAUUCUCUUUGUUCAAGACUUGAAAGCGAAUAUAAAAAUCAAGAUAUUAUCUCAAUCAUGGAAAUGGCAACACUAGACGUCGAAGACAUAUGCAAAGCAAAGACAAAUUUUAGAUUUAUCCAAAAACCAGAACCAGAAUGGAAUUUUCAAAGCAAAAAAUUUUUUAUAACUUCGGGAUUUAGUAAUAACUAAUUCAAAUGAUUUUUACCUAAACUUACUUAAAGAUUUAUAUAAAUAAAGUA